Messenger RNA from Letharia columbiana, 2577 nucleotides. RefSeq lists its product as uncharacterized. Gene Ontology annotation, cellular component: spliceosomal complex; intracellular anatomical structure. The transcript is spliced from 3 exons. Gene Ontology annotation, molecular function: RNA binding; ATP binding; RNA helicase activity. The coding region runs from base 1 to 2577 and encodes 858 amino acids. Lineage: Eukaryota; Fungi; Ascomycota; Lecanoromycetes; Lecanorales; Parmeliaceae. The record is from RefSeq and is a predicted model, not a curated record.
AUGGAUCGCAGACCAGACUUACAAGGUCAAGGCCGCUUUAAGCGUCGAAAGAUGGAGGACACGGAUUCUAGAUACAGUGCAGAAAGCGACGAUGACGGAGGCGUCAAGGUUGGAAAUUUUGCUCAGCCCACUGAGGUCAAGCCCAAGAAGGAGGACCUGGAUGCCAGGCCGAGCCGACACACAGAGGGAAUAGACCAAUUGGUAGAAAAGACCAGCAAGAAAAAGAGGAAGAAAGAGGAGGACGCAGAGGAGGCGUCGGAUCCAUACAUAGCACGGCAACAUGAAGAGCCUCUACCAAAGAAGAAAGAGCUGGACCCGAGAGCGAAUCCGUAUCUUGCUCACAGAUACGAGGAGCCGGCGGAAGAUGAAGGUAGUUACAACGGCUACAGCAACGGCUACGGGCGCCCAACGAACAGGAUGAACGGAGUGUCGAAUGCUUCGAGCUUGGCCCGAUUCCCGAGGCAUAAGUCUACCGCGGCGAUGGCCAAGAACGCAGAAGAUGGGCCCAACAAUCCAUUCAGUGGCCAGCCUCUGUCGUCACAAUACUUCAGUAUCCUCAAGACUAGGCGGAAUCUGCCUGUUCAUCAGCAAAGGGACGAGUUCUUACAGAUGUAUCAAAAGUCUCAAUUCCUCGUAUUUGUAGGGGAAACUGGUUCCGGGAAGACUACUCAAAUACCUCAGUUCGUCCUGUUCGAUGAUCAACCACAGAUUCAGCGCAAGCUGGUGGCUUGCACGCAACCUCGCCGAGUGGCAGCGAUGUCAGUGGCCCAGCGUGUAGCAAAUGAGAUGGAUGUCACGCUGGGAGAUGAAGUGGGCUAUAACAUCCGGUUCGAGGAUGUGACGAGCCAGAAGACUAUCCUGAAGUACAUGACGGACGGUAUGCUGCUUCGGGAAGCAAUGAACGACAAUAAUUUAAAUCGAUACAGCACGAUCAUUUUGGAUGAAGCGCACGAACGUACACUUGCAACGGAUACUCUAAUGGGGCUACUCAAGGAAGUUGCACAGCGAAGGCCGGAUUUGAAGAUCGUCAUCAUGUCUGCUACUCUGGACGCCCAGAAGUUUCAAAGCUACUUCAACGAUGCGCCUUUAUUGGCAGUGCCUGGACGUACGCAUCCUGUCGAGAUCUUCUAUACACCGGAACCGGAGCGAGAUUACGUUGAGGCUUCGCUACGAACAGUAUUGCAGAUACACGCCAGCGAACCGGAAGGCGAUAUCCUAUUGUUCCUUACGGGCGAAGAAGAAAUUGAAGAUGCGUGUCGUAAGAUCAGGCUUGAAGCAGAUGAGAUGAUCAGAGAGGCGGAUGCAGGCCCCUUAACAGUCUAUCCUUUGUACGGGACCUUGCCUCCUAAUCAGCAGCAAAAGAUUUUUGAUCCUGCCCCACCACCAAGUAAGAAGGGCGGUAGGCCUGGCCGGAAAUGCAUCGUCUCGACAAACAUUGCGGAGACAUCUCUCACCAUUGACGGAAUAGUCUACGUUGUAGAUCCAGGGUUUAGCAAGCAAAAGAUCUACAACCCUCGUAUCCGAGUCGAGUCACUCCUUGUAUCUCCCAUCUCGAAGGCGUCUGCCCAACAGCGAGCUGGUCGAGCCGGUCGAACACGACCCGGAAAGUGCUUUCGGCUAUAUACCGAAGGCGCAUUCAAGAAAGAGCUCAUCGAAACCACUCACCCUGAAGUUCUUCGCUCAAAUCUUUCCUCUACAGUUCUGGACCUCAAGAAGCUCGGUAUUGAUGACCUUGUCCACUUUGAUCUCAUGGAUCCUCCCGCGCCCGAAACACUAAUGCGCGCUCUCGAAGAGCUCAACUACCUCGCUUGCCUUGACGACGAGGGAAACCUGACCGCGCUCGGGAAGCUUGCCUCCGAAUUUCCCUUGGAUCCCACCCUCGCAGUCAUGCUCAUCUCAUCCCCCGAAUUCUACUGCUCCAACGAAGUGCUGUCUCUUACCGCUCUCCUCUCAGUCCCCCAAGUCUUCGUCCGCCCCGCUUCGGCCCGCAAACGCGCGGAUGAGAUGAAAUCUCUCUUUGCGCACCCGGACGGCGAUCAUCUGACUAUGCUCAACGUCUAUCACGCUUUCAAAGGACCAGAAGCACAAGCCAAUCCCAAGCAAUGGUGUCACGAUCAUUUCGUCUCUUUGCGAGCUCUCCAAUCUGCCGAUAAUGUACGCCAGCAGCUCAAGCGGAUUAUGGAAACGCAUGAGAUAGAGCUUGUCAGCGCUCCCUUUGAAGACAAGAACUACUACACAAAUAUCCGACGAGCGCUCGUUGCCGGCUUCUUUAUGCAGGUCGCAAUGAAAGAGGGCAACAGCAAGACGUAUGUGACCGUAAAGGACAACCAGAAUGUGAUCUUGCAUCCGAGCACAGUACUGCAGACCGAAAGCGAUUGGUUGCUUUACAAUGAGUUCGUGCUUACGACCAAAAAUUACAUUCGGACUGUGACUACUGUAAAGCCGGAGUGGUUGAUGGAUAUCGCGCCAACGUAUUACAACAUUACAGAGUUUGGCAAGGGACCUGUUAAGAGCGCCUUGCAGAGAACAAUAGAUAAAGUCAGGAGGAAGGAGGCUACGAAAGGACGGAAGAGAUGA